GUUUGCGUGAUCCAGCCCACGGGGACAGGAAGCGGAUCGCUCCGGGUGACUCUUCACUAUGCCUCCAUCAACGCCACCCUCCUGGACAAGGACACGGCGGGUGUGGGGCAUCAUGGGUGUAUGGAGUUCACGGUGCCGGACAUUGAACUGCAGGAUGAAGAUGAUUCAGUGGCCACCAUCACCGUGAUUGGAUCCGGCCAGACAGAGGCAAUCAAUGUCACCAGGAAGGUUCUCCUGAGGAAACUGCAUUCCUUGACAUUCGUACAGACGGACAAGCCCGUGUACAAACCUGGCCAGGCAGUGCGGUUCCGCGUCGUCUCUCUGACCCAGGAUUUCUUGCCAGCCGAGGAGAAGUACCCGCUGAUAACGCUCUGGGACCCUCAGCGGAAUCGGAUCGGCCAGUGGAGGAACGUGGAACACAAGCAGGGAAUUGUGGACCUGACGUACAACCUGAGCCCUGAGCCCCUGAUGGGAAACUACGAGAUCGAGGUGAUCAAGUCCACAGGGAAUAACUUGCACUCCUUCACAGUGGAGCAAUACGUUCUCCCGAAAUUCGAGGUGAAGCUCCAUAUUCCGAAGUUGAUCACGAUUCUCGACAGAACGAUCCACGUCCAAGUGUGCGGGAGGUACACGUACGGGAAACCCAUGCGGGGUGUGGUAAACGGCACGGUCUGUCUGAAGCGUUAUUACACUCACGGGAACCCAGAUCUUUGUCACUAUGUUGUGGACAAGACGGACAAUGACGGCUGCAUCUCCCGGGAUCUCGCCAUCGCUCUAUUCCAACUGAGAAGGAAUUGGAACAACGAAAUCCGCGCACACUUCGUCCUGGAGGAGGACGGGACAGGAAUUAGGAGGGAAAAGUCAGCAUCCUGCAUGGUUGCCUCGGAGGUCACGAAGAUCCACUUUGAAGACAUUGGGAUGUACUACAAGAGAGGACGCCCGUUGUCUGGAAAGGUGGUGAUCAAGUUGGCCACAGGGAAACCAAUGCCAAGGGUGAAAGUGUAUCUGUUCAACUCGUUCAAUCCCGGGGCCCAAGAGAUUCUGGUCGAUGACCAAGGAGAGGGAACCUUCUUCCUCGACACCUCUGAAUGGGAAGACGAGCAGGUGUCCUUCAUGGCCAUUUAUCAUCUUCAGCCUGAGGACAAUUACCACUCUCCACGGCUCCCCAGCCACUCUCACGCCCGGCACUCAGUCAAGCGGUUCUACUCCAAGUCCAACAGCUUCCUGUCCAUCACGAGUCGUCAGAGGGAGCUGCCGUGCACGUUCGAUCUGGAGAUGCCGAUUAGUUACAUCAUCAAAGUUCUUCCAGACGGCGGAUCUCUCGAUCUGGAGGUGUUCCAGUUGGCGAUGGCCAGAGGGAAGAUCAUCAGCUUUGAGAAGAGCUCACAAUCGAUCGAGGGGACGGAGGAGGGAUCGUUCACUCUCCGUCAGAUGAUCACCGCAGAUAUGUCUCCCGUCACCCGGAUCCUGGUGUUCACCGCGCUCCCUAACGGCGAGAUCAUUGCCGACACCAUCAAGUUCAAUGUCGCCAAAUGUUUCCAGAAUCAGGUGCAGCUCAAAUUCCCCGGCUCCGAGGAGCUCCCGGGCACCCCGAUCAGUGUCGACCUUCGGGCACAGCCAGGCUCCCUGUGCGGACUUCGAGUUGUGGAUCAGAGUGUUCUGCUCCUGAAACCGGAACAGGAGCUAACAGUUAACAGCAUCUACUCCAGCCUGCCAAUGUCUGAUCUCAAUGAUUACCAUUAUCGGAUUCUGGACAACGAUGACGAGUUUUGUAAACCGGACGACGGGGGCUACAGGGUUGAUCGGUACGAUCGGCAGUCGGUCUUUGACGUCAGCCGACUUCUCGAGGGCAUGGGGCUGAAGAUCUUCACUGACCUUGAUUAUUAUGUCCCAGUGAACUGCGACCACUACGACCGAUGGCUUGCAGUGCCGGACGUUUUCUCUUUGAUGGUUGACAGAUUCUUUGCUUAUUCUCCAAUCAAUCUCCCUGGAGAACAGGUCCGGGAAUACUUCCCAGAGACAUGGAUCUGGGACCUGAUCCCUGUCAGUUCCACCGGACACUCCAACCUUGAAGUCACGGUCCCGGACGCCAUCACCGAGUGGAAGGGGAGUGCGUUCUGCAGCGGGGACGCAGGCUUUGGGCUCUCGGACACGGUGUCUCUGUUCGCCUUUAAGCCCUUCUUCGUGGACCUGGUGCUGCCCUACUCCGUCGUAAGGACCGAGGGCUUCUCCCUCAAAGCGAAGGUCUUCAACUACAUGGCGGAGAGUCUAAUGUUCAAGGCAACCCUGGUUGAAGCUGAGGGCUUCGAUAUGGCGUUCUCCAACCGUGAACGCGAAGUAUGCGUCCUGUCCAAGGAAAGCGUUACCCUCAGUUGGAAUCUGACCGCCUCUGUGUUGGGCGAGAUGAACAUCACUGUGCGGGCAGAGUCUGUCCACUCGUCCACCCUUUGUGGGAACGAAGUUGUCGUCGUUCCGCCGAAGGGAGCCGUCGACAUCAUCCGCAAGCCGCUGAUUAUCGAGCCCGAAGGCUCAGAGACCGAGUUGUCGCACAGCUCCUUGCUCUGUCCUGCUGGGAAAGACAUCACCGAGAAGAUCCAUCUCCAGGUCCCAGAAGACGUGGUGGAAGGAUCGGCCAGAGCCUACGUCACCGUGCUGGGUGACCUCAUGGGAAGCGCGAUGGAAAAUCUGGAUCAUUUGCUAAAACUGCCCACGGGCUGUGGUGAGCAGAACAUGGUGAAGUUCGCCCCCAACAUCUAUGUGCUGAGUUACCUCCAGAAAACGCACCAGCUCACGCCCAAGAUCAAGGAUAAAGCUCUCGGCUUCUUGCGGACAGGAUAUCAACGCCAGCUGAACUACAAACACUUUGACGGCUCUUUCAGUGCCUUCGGAAGCGAUGAUGGAGAGGGGAACACGUGGCUCACUGCCUUCGUGCUGAAGUCUUUCCUGCACGCCCAGCCCUACAUCUUCAUCGAUGACUCUGUCCUGCAGCAGGCCGCUUCUUUCUUCCUUAAGUACCGGCUGGAGUCGGGCUGUUUCAGCAGCGUGGGUAACCUGUUCAAUAACGCCAUGAAGGGCGGCGUCGAUGAUUCAAUCUCUCUUUCGGCCUACGUCACCUCUGCGCUCCUCGAGUUACAAAGGCUGAGGGCCAGUAUGGCCGAUGAGAUUUACAAGAAGACUCAGGAACGGUUGGAGAGUGAGUCUUCAAGCAACGAGGCAGAAGGAACUACGCUGCCCAAAGUCGAGAGGGAGGAGACCCAGCCUGCAGGUUUCCAGACGGCAGUGCUGGAGCCUUCUCUCCGUUGCCUGAGGAAGCAGAUGGAGACAGUGAACAGCACGUACACGCUGGCUCUUCUCGCCUACACAUUCACCCUGGCAGGGGACAACGUCUCCAGGGACUGGCUCCUCGACAAGCUGGAGGUUUUAGCUGUCAAAAAGGAUGGAAUGAGGCACUGGACGAGGGUCCCAGAGGCGGAGGAAGAGGAUGAGGAGUUCAGUUGGUACUGGAGGAGAGCGCCCUCAGCUGAGGUGGAGAUGACGGCCUACGUCCUCCUCGCCCUCCUGUCCCAGCCCUCGGUGAGGCCUGCAGACCUGCAGAGGGCCACCACCAUUGUCAGCUGGCUGGUCCGACAGAGGAAUGCGUACGGGGGCUUCGCCUCUACCCAGGACACGGUGGUCGCUCUUCAUGCUCUCUCACUCUACGGGAGCCUGACCCACGUGUCGGACCCUCAGGGGCUGGUGACUUUGACCGGAAAGAACGAGUUCCACCGGGAAAUCCGGCUGGACGCCUCAAACCAGCUGGUGCUUCAGAGCGAGAAGCUGCAGGAUGUUCCCGGUGACUACAUUGCCCACGUCAGCGGGAGCAGCUGCCUGUUGCUGCAGACCACACUGCGGUACAAUACCCUUCCCAAGCAUCGCGACGCCGCCUUCCAGCUCUCGGCCGAGAUGAGGAGAACGGGUGACGACACCGACGGAAGCAUCAUCAACAUCAAUGUGACGUACGUCGGGUCUCGUAACGUCUCCAACAUGGUCAUCGUGGAUGUGAAGAUGCUUUCCGGGUACUCUGCUCAGGUGAACAGAGGGUUUGCCCCAGGUGCUCCUGAACCUACCUGUGGAUCCAGGAGGAAGCCGUGGCAUCCUCGUGUGAGCCGGUCAGAGACGCAGGACGGGCACUUGUUGAUGUACAUCCCCGAGAUGGAGAAGCUCCAGCCGAUCGAACUGUUUGUUCCUCUUCACCGGGACCUCGUUGUGGAGAACCUUCAGGACGCCUACGUGACCGUCUACGACUACUACGAGACGGACGAGGGCGCCAUCGUUGGAUACCGCCCGCACUAGCGGAGGAUCCGACUGAAACGCGCUGACUGCGGCAGAAGAGGACAUUGCUCCACAAGAGCUCAGAUCAAUGUUUCAGUAACUUGCAAUCACUUCUAAUAAAUAAA
Molecule: messenger RNA, 4436 nt
Organism: Hypanus sabinus (Atlantic stingray)
Lineage: Eukaryota; Metazoa; Chordata; Chondrichthyes; Myliobatiformes; Dasyatidae
Product: murinoglobulin-2-like
Exons: 37
Coding region: 121-4332 (1403 amino acids)
Cellular component (GO): extracellular region
Molecular function (GO): endopeptidase inhibitor activity
Source: RefSeq, a predicted model, not a curated record